Messenger RNA from Lactuca sativa (garden lettuce), 2170 nucleotides. RefSeq names its product alpha dioxygenase. NCBI's taxonomy places the organism in Eukaryota, Viridiplantae, Streptophyta, Magnoliopsida, Asterales, Asteraceae. Gene Ontology annotation, biological process: response to oxidative stress. Gene Ontology annotation, molecular function: peroxidase activity; oxidoreductase activity, acting on single donors with incorporation of molecular oxygen, incorporation of two atoms of oxygen; heme binding. The record is from RefSeq and is a predicted model, not a curated record.
UUUCAUGAUCAAAUUCCCCGUCACAAAUGAGCCCACAAUUUCUUUACACCAUGACUCUCGCAGUUCCUUCAUUCCUCUUCAUUCAUCCUCAAUUACGACCUCUCGUCACGAAAAUGUCUUUCCGUGACACAAUCAUCUUUAUUAUUGUGCAUAUGGUGGAUAAGUUUGGAUUAUGGCAUAGGCUACCGGUGUCAUUGGGGCUGUGUUAUUUAAUUCUAAGAAGGCACUUGCACCAGAGAUAUAAUCUCCUACAUGUUGGAAGCAUGAGUGGCAACAAAUAUGACGUUGGAAAGUAUUUUUAUCGUACGGCUGAUGGGAAGUGCAAUCAUCCAACGGAUGAUACUGUAGGCAGCCAAGGAACGUUUUUCGGUCGUAAUAUGCCUCCAUCUACUACCAAGUUCGGGUUGCUAGAUCCUCAUCCAUCAGUGGUGGCCACAAAGCUACUGGAAAGAAGGCAAUUUAGAGACUGCGGAAAGCAAUUCAACAUGAUAGCUUGCUCUUGGUUACAGUUCAUGAUUCAUGAUUGGAUUGAUCAUAUGGAGGACACCCAUCAGAUUGAAAUUGUAGCUCCUGCGGAGGUUGUCGGUCAAUGUCCCUUGAAGUCGUUCAAGUUCUAUCAAACCAAAGAAAUUUCGACAGUAUCGCUUCAACCUAACACUGGUUUCAUUAAUAGACGGACACCAUGGUGGGAUGGAAGUGUUAUUUAUGGAAAUGACGAAGCGGGUAUGCGAAAGGUAAGAGCCUACAAAGACGGGAAGUUAAAGAUUUCGAGAGAUGGACUUCUUGAACAUGAUGACAUAUGGAUUCCUAUAUCGGGCGAUAUACGAAAUUGUUGGGCUGGUUUCUCCUUGUUGCAAGCUUUAUUUGUCAAAGAGCAUAAUGCUAUUUCUGAUAUGCUCAAGGAGCAUUAUCCAGAAUUUGAUGACGAGAAGCUCUACCAACAUGCAAGAUUAGUAACCUCAACAAUUAUUGCCAAGAUCCACACCAUUGAUUGGACUGUUGAACUCCUUAAGACUAAUACCCUAUUAGCAGCAAUGAGAAUCAAUUGGUAUGGCAUUUUUGGGAAGAAAGUGAAGGAUCUGUUUGGGAAUAUAUUCGGAGCUGAACUAAGUGGAUUAGUGGGUCUUAAAAGGCCACAAGAUCAUGGGGUCCCUUAUUCUUUGACAGAGGAGUUUGUAAGCGUCUACAGAAUGCACACAACAUUGCCUGACAAAAUAUUUCUCCGAGACAUUAAUGAUAUUUCAAAUCACAAAUCAGCCCCACCAAUCCAAGAAGAGGUGAAUAUGAAGGAUAUGAUUGGGAAAGAAGGAGAAAGAAGAUUGUCUAAAAUUGGUAUGGAGAAGAUGUUGGUAUCCAUGGGUCACCAAUCUUGUGGAGCAGUCACAUUAUGGAAUUAUCCAUUGUGGAUGAGAAACCUUGUGGCUCAUGAUAUCAAUGGUGAAGAGAGAACAGAUCUAGUGGACAUGGCUUCCAUAGAAAUCUAUAGAGAUAGAGAAAGGAAGGUUCCUCGUUACAAUGAGUUUAGGAGGAACUUGCUAAUGAUUCCUAUUAGAAAAUGGGAAGAUAUGACUGAUGAUGAAGAGGUUAUUGAAGCGCUCUAUGAAAUAUAUGGAGAUGAUGUUGAGAAGCUUGAUCUACUGGUGGGGAUACAUGCAGAGAAAAAGAUACAAGGUUUUGCCAUUAGUGAGACUGCUUUCUUCAUCUUCAUACUAAUUGCUUCAAGGAGGCUUGAAGCAGAUCGCUUCUUUACCACUAAUUUUAACCCACAAACGUACACUGAGAAAGGACUACAGUGGAUCAAUAAGACUGAAAGCCUAAAAUGCGUUAUUGACAGACAUUUCCCUAAUAUGUCAAAAACUUGGAUGAGAUGCUCAAGUGCAUUUUCUGUGUGGGACUCAGAUCCUAAUCCUCCUAAUUAUGUACCCUUGUAUUGGCGCUUAGCCUGAUUGUAAUAGUUUAACUUCAUCAUGUUUCAUAAACUUUAGUGUAGAAAAAGAUAAUAUAUGUGGGUACAUAGCAAAAUUUUCCUCUUUGUUGAGGCAAACAGUCUGGACUCUAGAAGCCAUGUUUGGUUCAAAUCGAUAUGUUGUAGAAGAUGAAGGGUCUAUAUGGACAAAUUCGGAGAAUAUUUGUAUUAAAUAUUUGAAUGGCAUUAUAUAUGGUUUGAAUA